UAUGAAAUACCACACAUGAGAUUAUCAGCCUUAUCGUUUCCACUCACUUGUUGGCGCCAUUUCUUUCUGUUAACUGCACAUAACAACAUCAACUCAGUUAUAACUAUGCUUCUCGCUUCACUCCACUGCCUUUCUUCUUCUUCUUCAAUUGUAGCUUACUGUUACUAUUAUUCCCUCUCUAACAACCGCAGGUUUUCUUCUUUCUCUUCAAAAACUCGAACUCGCUCGAGUCAACUCUGUAGAGCCAGUCUAAUCACCAGCCCUGACUCGUUCGAAGUUGGCAAACUCAUCGGCAGCUACGGCUUCAUGAAUGUUACUAGUUAUAAUUCAGGAAUGGAUCCAAUGAUGGAUUACUCAUCAUUGGGGCAAUUGAAAGUUCAAGAUGUCGGUGAAGGCGGUGUUAGGAUCAGGCUUUAUGAAGGUAGAAUAGCUCAGGGUUCUCUUCGUGGAACUCAAGUUGUUUUUAAGGUUUAUCCUGGACAACGGGCUGCUGGUAUAGAAGCUGAUAUGAUGGCAGCAAAUGAACUCAAUGCUCAUGCUGUACUUCAGAGCAGUUCAAAAGGUGUUUGUCAGAAUCUCUUGAUGCUUUUAGGAGGGUUUGAGACCAAAACUGGAGAACAGUGGCUUGCUUUCCGCAAUGAUGGAAAAUAUAGUGCAGCCGAUUAUGCAAAAGUUGUAAGUGAAAGGAUAUCAAAAAGCCGUUCUCUUGGAGAGAACUCUUGGAAUAUUUUUGAGCGACAGGAAAUAAUAAGCCGCAAAAGAUAUUUCAUUAUCAAGCUUCUUAGGGGUGCUAUUAGUGGCCUUGCUUAUAUGCAUGACCAUGACAGAUUGCACCAGAGUCUUGGACCGUCUUCUAUUGUUCUCAAUACCAUAAGAGAGAAAGAUGGUGCUUACUUAAUUCCACGGCUUCGGGAUCUAGCAUUUUCUGUUGAUAUUCGGAUUUCACGUCUAGAAGAAGGCCUUGGAACACUUUCAGAAGGACUUUGGAGAAGGGCAACUGCUGCUGGUGCCUUCACACUACUUGAGAAAAGGGCUUUUGGGAUUGCAGAUGACAUAUAUGAAGCAGGUCUCCUUUUUGCAUACUUAGCUUUUGUUCCAUUUUGUGAAGCAGGCAUUAUAGAUAGUCUUUCUUUACAAAGACUUUUCGAAAGCACUUUUAAACUUGAUCUUGAAGCUGCAAGAGAAUAUUGUUUAGCAGAUGACCGCUUGGAAGAAGCUGUCAAGUUUCUGGACUUUGACGAUGGAGCUGGAUGGCAAUUACUUCAGGCAAUGCUAAAUCCCGACUUCCGAAAACGACCAAUAGCAAAGGCAGUGCUCAACCAUCGAUUCAUGACUGGUGCUGCGCCUUAAUUGGCAAAGGCUGCAGAUUAUUUUGUGUGCAUAGGCUGAACUUUGAGUUGCAAAAGAUGCAGAUGCAGAGAUGUCUGAUGUCCUGAUAUGCAAAACUUUUUGUUUGAUGAAUUAAAUAAAUAAAAAAGUUUUAUGUGGCUGCUGGGAUUCGAGCCCAGGUCUCUACGGCCACAACGUAGAAUUCUUACCACUAAA
This is a messenger RNA of Mercurialis annua (annual mercury), 1545 nucleotides long. RefSeq lists its product as uncharacterized. The record is from RefSeq and is a predicted model, not a curated record. Gene Ontology annotation, molecular function: protein kinase activity; ATP binding. Gene Ontology annotation, cellular component: chloroplast. Gene Ontology annotation, biological process: protein phosphorylation. The transcript has 12 exons. Bases 16 to 1350 code for a protein of 444 amino acids. NCBI's taxonomy places the organism in Eukaryota, Viridiplantae, Streptophyta, Magnoliopsida, Malpighiales, Euphorbiaceae.